AAACCGAUUUCCCCCUUUUUUCUUUAUUUUCUUCGUCCUCUUCGUCUCGACUCGCCGCCCAGUCACCUCAAAUCCCUUCGAUCCAAUCUCCAAACCCUAGGCAAUCCAACAUCAAAGUAUUAGCUGCCCCCUUCGUCAAACCGCGGCGGCGCGGCCAUGGCCCACGGCGGCGGCGCCGGGAAGGCGAAGGUGACGCCGAACCUGGCGGUGGACGGCGAGGGCACGCGCACGCUCAACCGCACUGUGCUGCAGCGCCUCGACCCGGCCGUUGAGGAUAUUCUCAUCACCGCGGCUCACGUCACGCUGUACGACUUUGACACCGAUGUCAACCAGUGGAGACGGAAGGACGUGGAGGGGUCGCUCUUCGUCGUCAAGAGGAAUGCUCAACCUAGAUUCCAGUUCAUUGUCAUGAACCGCAGGAAUACAGAUAAUCUAGUUGAAGAUCUCUUGGGAGAUUUUGAAUACCAACUCCAAGCUCCUUAUAUUAUGUACCGAAAUGCUGCUCAAGAAGUUAUAGGAAUUUGGUUUUACAACUCUCAGGAGUGUCAAGAAGUUGCAAAUCUUUUUAGCAGGAUUCUGAAUGCUUUCUCGAAGGUGCCACCAAAGCCGAAGAUUCCCCCUGUUCAAAGUGAAUUUGAAGAGGUGGAAGCAGCACCUGUGUUGGUUGAUGGCCCUCUAGAACCGCAAACGUCAAAUAUCAUGUCAACUACUACUCACAUUCAAGAGGAUCCUUUAUCUGCAUUUUUCAGUGCAGCUGCAAAUGCUGGUGGCAACUCUGCUGUAGCUGUUGCAAGGCAACCAAUUCAACUUUUUGGUGCUACUCCGGUGGCUACACAUGCAGCUACUAGUAUCACUACAAUACAAUCGCCAGGCUUGCAUUAUUUGCUUCCUUCACAAGCCUCAUCGGUUUCUGGGAUGCCUGCUGAUGCUCAUGGUUCUAUAGGAAGGUCCACAAACCUUGUAAAUCCAUCACUUUUCUCACCAUUGACGUCUUCACAGACAACAAUGGUGUGCACUAAUUCUGUAGUAGCAAUUGCUCCACCUCAACAUCCUCAGACUGCUCAGCAGCCGCAAAGUGCUCCCUUGCUUCAGCCUUUUCUAUUACCUACGGCUUCACCAUCUCCACCAUAUGGGACUCCAUUACUUCAACCAUUUCCGCCACCUAAUCCAUCGCCAUCUCUUGCGUCUGCACCAGUCUUGAGCCCAGCACUGUCUAGAGACAAAGUCCGAGAUGCAUUACUGAGACUUGUGGAGAACGAUGAAUUCAUAGAUUUAGUCUACGGCGAGAUCAUGAACAGACAGUAAUGGAUUUUCAAGGUACAGUCCUCUCCAUCAGGCUAGCUUGUGCUUGGACUCUGUCAUUAUCUGUUGUCUAGGCUAUUUCAAGUUAUCCUGUAAAUUCAUUGAUGAAAUCCUUCGGUUUGUGGAGCUUGUGCUAUUAAUGUACUUUUGACAUUUACAAAAUCUGUGCUGUGUUCGUGGUGCAGAAAAGUUUUGUUCUGAGUAU
This is a messenger RNA of Zea mays, 1507 nucleotides long. RefSeq lists its product as uncharacterized. Lineage: Eukaryota; Viridiplantae; Streptophyta; Magnoliopsida; Poales; Poaceae. The record is from RefSeq and is marked validated. Gene Ontology annotation, cellular component: P-body. Gene Ontology annotation, molecular function: enzyme activator activity; mRNA binding. Gene Ontology annotation, biological process: positive regulation of catalytic activity; deadenylation-dependent decapping of nuclear-transcribed mRNA; deadenylation-independent decapping of nuclear-transcribed mRNA.